AGCGCAAAACAGCGACCGCCCAAAGCCUCAUCGCCAGAUACAGCUCCAGAAGACCGAGAUUUGUCAGUUCUGCGUCAGCCAUGGCCUCGAUUGUGCGACCUUCCCUGCUGCGGCAGACUGCGCUGGCAGCGAAGCCUGCGUUCCGAAACAGCGCCCUGAGGGCGUCUGCUUUCCACACGUCGACUCGGCGCUCUGCUUUCAUCUCCCCCGGACCUCAGCGAAUUGAGGGCACAGUCAACGAUCCCGCCCCGGUCCCUCCCCCCAGCGCCGCCCACGGCUCGUACCACUGGACCUUUGAGCGCCUGCUCGCCGCCGGCCUCGUGCCUCUCUCCGUCGCGCCCUUCGCCGCCGGCUCCCUCAACCCCACCACCGACGCCAUCCUGUGCUCCGCCGUCCUGCUGCACUCCCACAUCGGCUUCCAGUCCGUCAUCAUCGACUACAUCCCCCAGAAGUCUCACCCUGGCCUGCGGAAGCUCUUCAUGUGGGGCCUGAAUCUGGCGACGCUCACUGUCGGCGUGGGCUUGUAUGAGUUUGAGACGAAUGAUGUUGGUGUUACGGAGGCGAUCAAGAAGCUCUGGAAGGCGUGAGGUGGAUGCUGAAGAAAGGAGGAGGAGGAAGAAGAGGAGAGGGGAUUGAAAAAAAGGGAGACAUCUUGAUGCUUCAUGAUUCAAGUGCUGGGGGGGUGAAUUGCUCGCAGGUUUUGGGAGGACUGUGUAUCUGAUUUAUG
Molecule: messenger RNA, 727 nt
Organism: Trichoderma reesei QM6a
Lineage: Eukaryota; Fungi; Ascomycota; Sordariomycetes; Hypocreales; Hypocreaceae
Exons: 3
Coding region: 81-587 (168 amino acids)
Biological process (GO): mitochondrial electron transport, succinate to ubiquinone; tricarboxylic acid cycle
Cellular component (GO): membrane; mitochondrial envelope
Molecular function (GO): ubiquinone binding; heme binding
Source: RefSeq, a predicted model, not a curated record